AUGGCUGACGCAGCUCCUCGUGGACGUGGUGGAUUCGGUGAUCGGGGCCGUGGAGAUAGAGGUCGGGGUGACCGAGGUCGUGGUCGUGGCCGUGGCCGUCGUGGAGGUCAGAAGUCAGAGGAGAAGGAAUGGCAGCCAGUCACGAAGUUGGGCCGUCUCGUCAAGGCUGGAAAGAUCCAGAGCAUGGAACAGAUCUACCUGCACUCUCUGCCCAUCAAGGAAUAUCAAAUCGUGGAUUGGUUCCUCCCAAAGCUGAAGGAUGAAGUGAUGAAGAUCAAACCCGUCCAGAAGCAAACUCGUGCCGGUCAGCGAACCCGAUUCAAGGCCAUCGUGGUCAUUGGUGACAGCGAGGGUCACGUCGGUCUCGGCAUCAAGACCUCCAAAGAAGUCGCAACCGCCAUCCGUGCCGCCAUCAUCAUUGCCAAACUCUCCGUUCUGCCCGUCCGACGAGGCUACUGGGGUACCAACCUCGGUGAACCUCACUCUCUGCCCACCAAGGAAUCUGGAAAGUGCGGUUCCGUCACAGUCCGAUUGAUCCCCGCGCCCCGAGGUACCGGCCUUGUCGCCUCCCCCGCUGUCAAGAGACUAUUGCAGCUUGCCGGUGUCCAGGAUGCGUACACCUCCUCUGCCGGAAGCACGAAGACUUUGGAGAACACUCUGAAAGCUACUUUCGUUGCUGUCAGCAACUCCUAUGGCUUCCUUACGCCCAACUUGUGGAAGGAGAACAAGCUCAUCCGAAGCCCGCUUGAGGAGUACGGUGAUGUUUUGAGAGAAGGCAAGAGAUACUAG
Capronia coronata CBS 617.96 is the source of this 789-nucleotide messenger RNA. Its product is annotated as 40S ribosomal protein S2. The record is from RefSeq and is a predicted model, not a curated record. Gene Ontology annotation, molecular function: structural constituent of ribosome; RNA binding. Gene Ontology annotation, biological process: translation. The transcript is spliced from 2 exons. Bases 1 to 789 code for a protein of 262 amino acids. NCBI's taxonomy places the organism in Eukaryota, Fungi, Ascomycota, Eurotiomycetes, Chaetothyriales, Herpotrichiellaceae. Gene Ontology annotation, cellular component: cytosolic small ribosomal subunit; ribosome.